This is a messenger RNA of Linum tenue, 6433 nucleotides long. Lineage: Eukaryota; Viridiplantae; Streptophyta; Magnoliopsida; Malpighiales; Linaceae. The record is from the annotation of a GenBank genome assembly.
UCACUCGUUUUCCCUUCUUCACUACCUAUCUUCUCGAUUGUCUCCUUCCCCUGCAGCGGCCACCAACGACGAAACCACCUCUUCUGCUCUACGAAGAUGCGGUCUGGCGGGAUAAGGAGAAUGGCUGGCUCCUCAAGUAGUAAUGACAGUGAUCCGUUUGAAACGAACAAGAAACAAAAGCCCAACAGUGUUGAGCAUGCUGCUUCUGCCUCCUGCUCUGCACAUUCUAGCUCCCAGCCCCUGCCAUGGGGAGAGUACGAGGUGUUUCUGAAUUUCAGAGGUCCAGACAAAAGCCCAACAGUCUAAGGUCUAUGUCCCUAUCUUCUCCGAGAAUUACGCUGAUAGCAAAUGGUGCCUCAGAGAGCUUGCAGCAAUUGUCGAACGCCAAGGGAGAAACCGGGGCUGCAUCAUUCUCCCCAUUUUCUAUAUGGUGGAUCCUAGAGACGUACGGCAUCAGAGUGGACCUUACCGGAAUGCAUUUCGACAGCACGAGCAGAAUGUUGAUGAAGAGACCAUAAGAAUUUGGAAAGAUGCUCUCAAUAAGGUUGGAGCUCUGAAAGGAUGGCAUGUCAAAAGCAAUGACGAGCAGGGGGCUAUAGCAGAUCUUGUUACUGGCGUCGUGUGGUCACAUCUAAGUAAGAACAAUAAUGUCUUAGAGAUCGAUAAGUUGAUUGGAAUUGAUGAUCACGUAGAAGCAGUAAAAGAAAGUAUGGCUCUAGACUCUCCAUGUAUGAAAAUCGUUGGCAUUUACGGUAUGGGUGGUAUUGGCAAGACUACUAUCGCCAAGGCUGUAUAUAACGACGUAUCUGCUCAAUUUGAUCGAUGUAGCUUUGUCGAGAACGUACGAGAAAUGCUAGAACAAAAGGAUGGUGUCAUCACUUUGCAGAAGCAUAUCGUCUCUAACAUUUUGAUGGUGAACAUUGCUGAAUCCAUUGUCAACAACAGUGAAGGAAUCAGAGCUAUAAGAGAUGUUUCUCGGUUCAAAUUUCUUGUUGUUCUUGAUGACGUGGAUGAGACGUUUGAAUUUGAGAAGAUCUUGGGAAACAUGGAGAAUUUUGUUUCGGGAAGCAGAUUCAUCUUUACGUCUAGAAACGUAAAAGUUUUGAGUAUGUUGGCUGAUGAUAUCAAGUUAUAUAGAGUACAAGAAAUGAGUCAUCAGCACUCACUCCAACUCUUCUGCAACUAUGCAUUCAAAAAGGAUAUUCCUCCAUCAAAUUAUGAGACUUUGUCCAAUGAUAUCGUAUCGGUUGCAGCAGGACUUCCAUUGACACUUAAAGUUGUGGGUUCACUUUUAUUUCAAGAAGAGGAAGAGAUUUGGAGAGACAAACUGAAGCAGUUAAAAGAGAUCCCAGAGCAGAAGGUUGUAGAUAGGUUAAAGAUAAGCUACGAUACAUUAAAUGAAGAGGCGAAGCGGAUUUUCUUGGACAUUGCUUGUUUCUUUGUUGGAGAGGACAAAGAGAUCGCUUCCUAUAUGUGGAGUGAUCUUGGCUUUUUUCCGACAACUAAUAUUAACAUCCUCAAUCAAAGGUCUAUGAUCGGAAUUGUGGUUGCAGGUUCUAGAAAAAAACUAAUUUUCCAAAUGCAUGAUCAACUCAGAGAUAUGGGUAGAGAAAUUGUACGCCAAGAAAACAUAAGGCAUCCAUGGAAGACAAGUAGGAUAUGGUCGAAGGAGAAAGCUCUGAACGUGUUACUUAACAAAAAGGGAACAAACCAAGUUGAGGGCAUCAGAAUGCGCUACAAUAAUUUUGAAAUCUUAAAGAACCUAAAUAUGGAGGAGCUUGGAACGAUUUCGAAAGAGUGCUUCAUGAAUUUAUCAGAGUUGAGAUACUUGGACAUAAAUGUUAGUGUGCUCAUUGACGACUUUGGUGAUUACAUUCCGAAUUUAAGAUGGCUUCGAUUGAGGAACGGACCUUCCGAUAACUUUAAUGUGGAAAAUUUGGUGAUUCUUGAAGUCUCAAGCUUCUCAUGUACGAGAGUCGACUCGGGAGGCUUGAAGCAAAUCAAGAUGGCGAGCAAGCUCAAAGUUCUGAAGCUUUCUGGUUAUUGGCUGAACGAAUUUCCCCAGUUCCCACAUUCUGGGAGCCUUGAGAUAUUAGAACUGGUUGAUUCCUUCCGCCAUCCGUUGAUCCGUAAGGACCUGGAUAUUGGGAAUUUGAGGAACCUAAAAGAGCUGCGUCUGGGGGAAUGCGGAGUAAGAGAAAUAGCGGGCGGAAGAAUUGGGAUGAUGCCAUGGGAGAACCUGAAAGUGCUAUAUCUGGACGACUGUGAGGUAAGAGAGAUAACAGGCGGAACCCUUGGGACGAUGCCGUUGGAAAACAUGAAGGCGAUGCAUCUUCUUCCAUCAUCUCUAACCUCGCUCUUCGUUAUCAAGUGUCCAAAGCUGGAGUGGCUCCCCAAUCUAGAUAAUCUGGUGAACUUGACUGGCUUACAUAUCCAUGGCUGUCCGGUCCUGAAGGAGAUCCUUGGUCUCCAAGGACUGAAAUCCUUGGAAACUCUGAGCCUGAGUGGUCUGGAAGCUGUGCGCAGCGUGGACGGUCUUGACAGUCUCUACUCUUUGAAAUCCAUACAAAUUAACGCUUGUUCGGCGUUGGAAAGACUCGCCAGCACGGCAUCUUUGAGCCAGAGACUUUUUAUAAGUAUCCGUAACUGCCCUUGUCUCACAGAAAUCCUUGGCCUUGGAGGGCUGCAGCCAUGGGAAACAGUUCACCUUCAUGAUGUACUGAGGUUAAGGCGUCUCCACGGCUUUGAAACUGUCCCGCCUCUGAUCAUGUUAGGAGGUGUAGUUAUACGCAACUGCCCUCUUCUCACAUCACUAGCACAGGAAGAUAGGCCUUUGCAACAGAAUGGCUAAAGGCUCAAAAGCAGAUAUUCGCGGGGGUAUCAAAGCAUUUGGAGUACUUCCAAAGAUGAGGCCUCGUUGUGUCAAGCAAUGUUGUUUCGCGAGCGUAGACGGUGUUCUGAAUUAGGUGGCCGGAGUCGUGUUUCGAAUUGGGAGUCCACAGUGUCCAAUUCAUUCUGACGUUUGAGCAAUUCAAGUUUGGGGAGCAGUCUGCAUCAGACCAUAUGCUGAUCUGUGGUGGAAAUUGGGAAACAGAGUACAGAACAGGGGGAAACAGAGGAAUCCUACCACGUGUCCCUUUCCAUCCAAUCCUUCAUCUUCUUCUCUUCUCCAUCCCUUUUCUUCUUCGAUCUCUCUCUCUCUCUCUCUCUCUCUCUCUCGCUCCCUCACUCCAAGAAUGGAUCCCUUGCGUGGAUUGCAACACCACGGCGGCUGCACCGCUGCCUCGCCCAGGCUCCACCUCUCCGAUCACCGUUCUCAGUCCCUCCACCGCCGCUGUCAUCGUUCUUCGAGCACUCAUUUCCUCCGCACUCACAGGAUCUCAUUCCCUCUCCGUCACCACCACGUCCUUCUCCCGAGAAUCGCUUGCCGCGUUUCUCCUCCUGAAACCAGGGAUGAAGAAAGGAUGGACAAAUCCAGGUCGAAACAGAAAGUGCAGCUCAAUAUUCGUCUCGAUCACCAAGUUAAAUUUGGUGAGAAUGUAGUCAUUUUGGGAUCAGUGAAGGAGCUGGGUUCAUGGAAAAAGGACGUGGCAUUGAAUUGGACGGAAGGUGGAUGGGUGUGCAAAUUGGAGUUGGACGGUGGUCAGUCUAUUGAGUAUAAGUUUGUUGUUGUGAACAAGGACAAGCGCACGUCGUGGGAAGGUGGUGAUAAUCGGAGGCUGAAUUUGCCCAACGAGGGGAGUUAUGAGAUGGUAUGUAGGUGGAAUGCAACUGGGGAAGGUAUUGAUCUGUUGCCUGCUGGAUCGGAGCAGAAGCAGGACAGAACAGAGAAAAUAGGCUUUGAUGGACCUAGCAGUGCUCCUCCCACGCAUGAUGGUGAGCCGAGCCCUUUUGUUGGACAAUGGCAGGGAAAGGCUGCAUCAUUCAUGAGGUCCAAUGAACAUAGGGACAGGGAAGGUGAUAGGAGAUGGGAUACUUCUGGUCUUGAGGGAUUGUCUCUAAAGUUAGUCGAAGGUGAUCGGAGUGCAAGGAAUUGGUGGAAAAAGCUUGAAGUUGUCCGGGAGCUGAUAGUUGGAAGUCUUGAAAGUGGGGAGCGUAUGGAUGCUCUCAUAUACUCUGCCAUCUAUCUUAAGUGGAUUAAUACAGGACAAAUUCCUUGCCUUGAAGAUGGAGGACAUUACAGGCCAAAUCACCAUGCUGAAAUCUCUAGGCAAAUAUUUCGGGAGUUGGAAAGAAUAUCUAGUAGAAAGGAUACUUCUCCACAGGAAGUGCUUGUUAUUCGGAAGAUCCAUCCUUGUUUGCCAUCAUUUAAGGCAGAAUUUACAGCAUCAGUUCCUCUAACUCGCAUUAGGGAUAUUGCUCAUCGGAAUGACAUCCCUCAUGACCUUAAGCAAGAAAUCAAACACACGAUUCAAAACAAGCUUCAUAGGAAUGCCGGGCCAGAAGAUCUGGUUGCUACGGAGGCGAUGCUUGCACGAAUCACCAAGAAUCCUGGAGAGUACAAUGGGGCAUUCGUGGAACAAUUCAAGAUUUUCCAUCAGGAGCUUAAGGAUUUCUUCAAUGCUGGAAGUCUUACUGAGCAGCUUGACUCAGUUAGAGACAGCUUUGAUGAUAAUAGUCUUUCUGCUCUCACAUUGUUUUUGGAUCACAAAAAGAACUUGGAUGCUUCAAAACGGUCGACCAACAUAGCGAAUUGAUUGAGACCAUGCAGUCUCUGAAUGGUCUUAGAGAUAUGAUUGGAAAGGGUCUUGAAAGUGGUCUCAGGAAUGAUGCCUCUGAUGCUGCUAUAGCUAUGCGUCAAAAGUGGCGUCUUUGUGAAAUUGGCCUAGAAGACUACUCUUUUGUACUGUUGAGCAGCUUAUGUUCCAAAGACAAAGAGUCAGCCCUGUCUGUUGCAGACUGGUUCAACCAAAUUGUCACCUGUUUCUUCGCAAUCUAUUCCCUCAAGCAUCCAUUUAGGAUUACAAGAACGGUUAUAUUUAUUACAUACUAAGAGGAUAGCAAAGACAUUUGAUGGAUCCAAUGGUGUUCCUACAUUAACACCAGUGCAACCAUACGAUGACACAGAAGCAUGGAAAAGGAAAGUUGCAGCCAUAGCUGGAGGUGUUGGUGCAGUUCUUCUAGUAAUUAUCAUUGUGGUAAUCGUUUACUUGUGCAUUAAGAAAUUGGCAGCACAAACUUCUGAAAGGGAGUCCUCUGCACAAUCUCCAACAACUGGGUUGGAAAUAGUUGGAACUCCCACUUAUGCUAGUCCUCAUCCUCCGGGCACACACUUCCUGAGAUUAUUGACAAUUGAGGAGUUGAAGCUGGCGACACGAAGUUUCAGUGACAGCAAUAUCAUAGGCGAAGGCUUGCUUGGUUUGGUUUACAAAGGACUGCUUCUUGAUGGAUCUAUUGCUGUCAUAAAGAGAAACAUAUAUCAUCCUGUUCAGAACUUUGCUAAUGAGGUUAGACACAUCGCUUCGGUCCAGAACCAGCAUCUUGUAAAGUUUAUUGGUUAUUGUGAGGAUAGGCAGCAACAGUUCUUGUAACUGAAUUCAUAUCCAAUGGAAAUGUGGGACAAUACCUCUAUGAUAGUGAAGGUCUGCCUGUUGGGAAAUUGGGUAUCAAGCGUAGACUGGCCAUAGCCUUAGGUGCAGCAAAAGGGCUUCGGUAUCUUCACAGUUUGGUCCCUCCUUUCCUGCACAUGCAUUUCAGAACCAGCAAUGUGCUUGUGGAUGAAAAUUUCACUGCUAAGGUAUCUGACUAUGGAAUCUACAAGUUGGUAGCAGAAACUCUGCACCCGGGAUCUUCUUCUUCUGUAGAUCACUUCCUUGAUCCCGAGUUGAAUUCGUCGAGGGACUUCUCAGAGCUCAGUGAUGUCUACAGUUAUGGAGUAUUCCUACUAGAGCUGAUCAGUGGACGUGAAGCACACGGAAAGCAUCAAUCGAAAUCAGACCAAAAUCUACUGCUUCAGGCUAGGGAUAGCAGCCUCAACGACUUCGUGGACAAGUCGCUCCAAGCUAAGGAUCGAACGAAACGAAUCAUGGUGGAUCUGGCAUUGAUGUGUGUGGAUGUCAGCACAAGGAGACCUUCAAUGGAGAAGGUUGUCAAAGCGCUCGAAUGGAUUCGAGGGCGGGAAACUGGGCAUGUGGAUCAUGACUAUGGUGAGGAGAUUGGAGCUGUAAAACUUGGGAGUGAACUCUUCAAAUGACCAGACUUUAUUUAUCUCCUGUCUUUCUAUGGAUUUACAUUCAACUGCUAAUUAGUGGCAUUCUUUAUUGGACGUAAUAUUAGUACCAAAGUUCAAGACUUUAAGCCAUCCAUCAACUUGCAAAUUGGUUCAGACUUAUUAGGAGAUAGAUUCAAUCUGUCUGCCUUCUCCUUCAAGAUUAAGGAAUAGGGUUGACUAGGAUGGCGGCAAUCUAUGGAUGCUGAAUGUGGCUUGAAUUCU